Molecule: messenger RNA, 1698 nt
Organism: Bacidia gigantensis
Lineage: Eukaryota; Fungi; Ascomycota; Lecanoromycetes; Lecanorales; Ramalinaceae
Exons: 2
Coding region: 1-1698 (565 amino acids)
Source: RefSeq, a predicted model, not a curated record
AUGCCCCAAGAUCAUCACUAUGAUCCCAAAUGGUACACGUCGCCGGCGACAAUACCUUCUAUGGUCAGAUUGCGCGAGUUCUUCCUAGAUUACUUCACUCAAUUCAUCCUGAACGACCGUGAUGACACAGCCCGCGUGUUGCCGCUGAGCAAAGGAAAUUCGCAGACCAGUGAAAGCACUUCACCUGAUCCUCCGAACUUCGACACCUUCAUCAAGCUCCUAACCCACACUCCAGACUUCUUCUCGCGCGCGCAAGCAGUCAUUCCUGAACUAUCCCCACAAGCUUCUUUGAUCACAUCGACAUUUAAUCUACCGUUGCAGGCGGUACUAGAGGCAACAACGUUGCUGAGAUCACAGUCAAUCCAAGACCUCCCAGAAGAUAUCGUGUGGGAGAAGUUUCUUGAAGGUAAAAUGUUGGGCAUCGAUAAAUUGAAGGAAGGCUUCUUGCCAUCCGAGCUAGCCGCCAUGGAUCUUCAACAUGGAAGUCAACAGAGUACCCCUCGACCGCAACACAAGGAGCUGAUUGCAAAACCAGCUAGUAUGAAGGUCACGAUACCAGAAUUUGUUCCCUCUUCCCGCAGCCAUGAGAUGGUUUGGUCGCCAACAACCGGGUCGCGUCCUCGUCGACCCUCUGACGAUUUCAAAACGCAUGGAAGUCAACUUACAACUUUCAAGGAAACCAUCGCUGGAACUCGCCCACCAUCGACACCACGCCUCACGGACUUGAGGCAAGCAACGAGGACGCCGGUUGCGACCCUUGAGCCUUCUAGCCUGUCUCCACAUCGAUCAAGAUCCAAUCCUACCUUUCUGACUGGUCUCGCGGAUAGCCAGCCUGGGUCACGUUUUUCGAAUAGCCCACGUCAAUUUGCAGAUCAAGCUCACUAUCAUCCAAUUACUCAUCGAAAGAGUGAGUCGGCGUCUUCUGAUCCUACGUCUAUCAGCCCGUCCAAGAGGUCUGAAGUAUACCUACCUGCCAUGUCUGAUGAUCGUCAAGAUCAAUCACGCCCUGCCGAGAUCUUCGGCUUCGAUAGAAUUGGCCUGAACGUUAGCCGUACAUCAGCUAUUAAUUCGUCAGUCGACGUUGUUGGCCACCAGGAUCAAGAUCCUCAAUCCAAUGGCCGCGCAGGAUUCUCUCAUAAGAGGCAAGGACCAAUGAAGGCUGAUCAGAUUCGACAACUUCAGCUUCAGCAGGACCAACUGCCUCGGCUACCAGGAGCGGUAUAUUCACCUUAUGAGGGAUUGGACCCUUCUUUGAUGCCACCAACCCUCCUAACUGAUGAUGGCAGUGUGCUCACAGUUCCACUCCAGGGCAACAUGGACCCACUCACAUACUGGAACUAUCUCUUUCAACGUCAGAGCAUGAUCAUGAGCCGUCUGGCAGCGGGAGGGUUUGCGCCUACAGCAACGCAACGCCGAUUCAUCGACUUGCUACAACAAGCGCGCGUUCAUGCUGCAAGCAGCCAACUUCCAAUACGUGGAAGCAUGGGGAAGAAAGUCUGGCUGAACUUGCUGGAGGACGUCCUCUCCCAAAUUUGGGUCUUGCAACCAGGACAGCCGGAAUUUGAUCCUCUAGUGGUGGAGCGCAAGAAGGAUUUUAGGACCGCUGUCCUCCAAGCAAUGGAAAUGGCAAAAGCGGAACGACAUGAAAAGUCCGGGCGCGGACGCGGACGUGGGAGAGGCGGUCCCUAUGGAGGGUAG